UCCUAUUUGCGUUUGCAAAUUUGAUUUUGCUUUUUUUUUCCAGGUCGCCUACCUCCGCAUCUACUUCAAACUUCGUUAUAGGUUUGCUGGCGGCUACAUCGCCAACGAUGACAACAGUACUCGUCGUCAAUUACGUGGCCGCAAAUUACAACGAACUAACAUUCUACUGGUAUCAAUUGCUGUGAUAUUUUGCAUAAGUUGGCUCCCCUUGAACAUGUUCAACCUAAUUGCAGACCUUUGGGAUUCAGUGGAUUUCACGUCCCAAGAAAUGAUGAUAGUGUAUGCUGUCUGUCAUAUGAUGGGCAUGUCUUCUGCCUGCUCCAACCCGGUACUUUACGGUUGGUUGAACGAUAAUUUUUGGAAAGAAUUUAAAGACAUCUUAUGCUUUCCCAAAACGCGUAUAGAGAAAGCAGGCGAACGUAAAACGAGUAUAAAGAGAAUUCAAAAGAUUCCCGACAACAAGAAGUGCCUCUUAAGUGUCCCAAUGGAGAACCAUCAAGGUACCAUCACUAAUGCCACGGAAAUGUCUGUGUUAAAGUGCUAGCCCUUGUGAUUCGGUUAGUUCCUACUUUUGUUACCAAAAACUAUAUCAAUUGAAGACAUUUACGACAAUUAAUGUAAAAUUGAAAGAGUUGUUGUAUAAGCAAAAGACUGUUUUAGACUGACGUCUGAGGAUAUUCUGAAUAGCUACAAGAAAACAUACUUGAUCUGUCUAUUACCUACUUAUUGAAAUUCAAAUACAAUUCAGGAACAUCAUUUGUCACUUAUGCUUCUUUUGAGCAGUUUUUCGUCGAUUUUAUUUUCAAUGCAUGUUAUUUCAUACCUUUUGAUUUGUCAGAAACGACUUUUGACCAUUUAUAGAAAACUUUAAAAUAUUCACACUCAAUUGCUGAAGGCUCAUACUAGAUAUUUGAAUAAUUGUAUUGUGACAUAUAUUCACACUUCGAUGUCUGCGAGCCCUGCUCGAAAAAUAUGUUUUAUGUUCACGAGUUCAACGAAGAAUCCUUCAUUGAGUUAAAGAAGACCGAGAGGAAUCGUUACGCGAAGUUAUAGUAACAUUAUUGCGAGAUUAUUAUCUUUCAUUUUACCUAAUAUUAUAACGGCCAAAUAAUGUGAACCGUAUGCUAUGUAUAGUAAGAGACUUGUUCAUGAUUUUCGUUUACUUUACAUGACUACACUGAAAACGAAUGGGAUCCGUCAACUGGGAGGAGCCUAAACAACAUGGCGCUAAUGAGCGUUCGUUUUUCAUAGGUCAUUUACCGAAUCGGGUUGCUGUGUGGAUUUUUUACUUUUCACAAUCCCCCGCAAAAGGAAUUUUAUUUGAAGUCGAACGCGUUUCAUAUAUUGGUCAUGAUAUCAAAACUUGAAGAACAAAUCGGAAUGUGAACCAUCAGAUAUGAAUUUUAAUAUUUAUCAAAUCCCACAGACGGCGCGGUAAAUGCCAUCUGUAGUACAAUGUUACUUUUAGUGGAAUUCAAUUGCUCAACAAGGUCCAUUUAAAUAGAUGUAUUUCUACUUGCUGAACUGAAUCCACGACUUAACUCGUUGUACAUGAUAUGCAUCUUACCAGAAUCGAACAAAGAAAUUCGAAGAGAAUUCUGUCGAAACUGUCGAUCUUGUUGGAUCUCAUCAGCGCGUAGCAGAAAAUUUCUUAUCUACUGUUUACAAAGGUUAUAGGUAAAAACUAAUUCAUAUGA
Agrilus planipennis (emerald ash borer) is the source of this 1697-nucleotide messenger RNA. Its product is annotated as neuropeptide F receptor-like. NCBI's taxonomy places the organism in Eukaryota, Metazoa, Arthropoda, Insecta, Coleoptera, Buprestidae. The annotation marks the transcript as partial. The record is from RefSeq and is a predicted model, not a curated record. Gene Ontology annotation, cellular component: membrane. The transcript has a single exon. Gene Ontology annotation, biological process: G protein-coupled receptor signaling pathway. Gene Ontology annotation, molecular function: G protein-coupled receptor activity.